Molecule: messenger RNA, 933 nt
Organism: Laccaria bicolor S238N-H82
Lineage: Eukaryota; Fungi; Basidiomycota; Agaricomycetes; Agaricales; Hydnangiaceae
Exons: 3
Coding region: 1-933 (310 amino acids)
Source: RefSeq, a predicted model, not a curated record
AUGAAAAAGCGAACAACAACAUUUCAUAACGGACUACUAGAUGCAGUGGGCGCUAUGUACAGUGAGCGUGAUCUUACGCGUGAACUUGAACAUGGUUACGACGUCACACACCGUGACUUUGUGACGUUCCUUCUUCAACAACCACCACCACAUCGUCGACGCCAGCGACUCCACCUCACCACCACGUCGCCGCCAUGCCACGGCAACGUUCACCACUGCAAACAACCCUCGCCGCCCAAACCCAACAACCACCGCCCAACAACCACACACAACGAAGACAACAAUCCAAACGGCGACCCACGUCCAACAAGCGAUCACACGAAGGGUGACCAGCGACCACGAAAAACGACGAACGACCAAACGAGUGACCAGCGGACCACGACCGCCCAACGACAACGACAAUCAGCAGCAAGCCAGGCCACGUCGCAACGGACGACGACGUAUGACAACUACGCGUACACACGACGAGACGACGUUGGCCACGACGACGACGACGAGGAAGAGGCCGGACAAACAACCAGACGACGAGGGGUACAAACGAUGGACGGCGACGACAUUGAGUGCCCACCACCACCCACACCCGGCGACGAGGUUCAGUACUCCACCCUCACCCUGUCUCUCUCACUGCCCACCACCCCCUCUACCUUACUGCCCACCACCCCCUCUCCCUCACUGCCCACCACCCUCACUCUCCCUCACUGCCCACUACCCCUCUCCUUCACUGCCUACCACCCCCUUCCCCCCUCCCUCAUUGCCUACCAACCCCCUCCCUCAUUGCCUACCACCCACCUCCCUCCCCCCUCUCUUUCCCCUUUCCCUGCCACCUCUCUCAUUGCUUACCACCCCAUUCCCCUCUCUCUCAUUGCCCACCACCCUCACCCCUCUUCCUCACUGCAUCUCCCUCACUCCCUUUUCCCUUUAUUUAAUAUUUAA